Durusdinium trenchii is the source of this 570-nucleotide messenger RNA. The record is from the annotation of a GenBank genome assembly. NCBI's taxonomy places the organism in Eukaryota, Dinophyceae, Suessiales, Symbiodiniaceae.
UCUUCAGCGGUCAAGUACCUUCCCCGCUCCUCAUGGAUGUCAUGCCAAUGAGACUGCGUGGGCAGAAUGGCCAAUGCCACUAGAAAGGUGCAAUGGACUUCUUGCCCUUGCUCUUCGCCUUCGGCUUUGGAGGUUCACACCUGCUGGCAACUGCUUCAAGGCUUGUGUCAGCACAGGCUUGGGCGCCACCACCUGGACUUGGAGACUUGCUCCCAUCAGCACCCAGGAUCUUCAAACUCAUCAGCAGAAGAUUGGGCUUACACUCGCACCUGAACCCCUUGCUCCACGACGCGGCGAAGAUCAGGAUAUCCUUGAGCUCCUUACAAGUGGAAGUUGACCAAAAGAACAGCACACAGAUCUCCAAUGAGAAGAUCCGUGGUUCGCAAAGGCAUCAGGCCUUGAUUGCAUCCUGCAGAUCCUCCUUGUAUUCUGCAAGGUGGCCACAACCACAAGAGCAAGCCUGGCCUGGUGCGCAACCAUGGUGCGAAGACGUGUUGCUUCAGCCACGUCAAGCGAAGAUGUGAGCCAAGGGCUGCAAUAGAUCAGAUCUAUAGGCAAGAAGAUUGGUGC